This is a messenger RNA of Sungouiella intermedia, 888 nucleotides long. Lineage: Eukaryota; Fungi; Ascomycota; Pichiomycetes; Serinales; Metschnikowiaceae. The record is from the annotation of a GenBank genome assembly.
AUGUCGAGUGGUCGAGGUCUUCAAAUGUAUCUGAAUCAUGGCUGCAAAUCUGAGGAUCGCCGUAUACCGUCCUUUGGUGAGCUCCUCAAGGCGUGCUCCAUCCCACCAGGCCCAUCACUUCAACCCUCUGGAAUCACUUCAUUUAAGGUGAGUAAAGAUGUGGAUCGUUAUGUUCAAUAUUAUCCAAGUCCGCCUCAAACUGCUCUGUCAUUGCAAUUCGUUCCACGCCCCGCGUUAACUUUACAGAACAAUUUUCAGCCUUUACUACCACCAUCGAACUGGAUGGCUGCCAGCCCUCCCGUGAGUCCACAACUUUCAUGCAGAAGAAAGUCCUCCGAAGGGGACGGACGUCAGUUGGUAAACCUUGUUGAGAUGGACAAAGUUCUUCUAGCGAAGCAAAGUCCAGAGCCCAUAACGAAAGAGUCCAUUAAGCGACUUAUCGACUACCACAAGAAUGCAGCCAAGCUUUUACUGCAAACACAAGGAAUAAUAUCAGGAAAGGUUAGCAAGCCAACCAAAAGAAAAAGUGACAAGAAGCGGCCAUCGAAAAAGCUCAAACAAUCGGUAAAGAAUGAUGAUCAUGGUGAGCUUUCAUUUACGGUGAAACCAGUGGAGGUGGCCACCACAGAGCCUUCGUAUCCGUGCCACAAUAAUCAUUAUUUGAACAAGGACUUAUGCAUCAAGAAUAACACUAAAUGCUCGCAAUGUGGAUCGACAAAGACUCCCGAAUGGCGGUCUGGACCUGACGGAUGUCGCAGUUUAUGCAAUGCUUGUGGACUCUUUUUCACUAAAUUGACCAAAAAAGUGGGAAUGACUGCUGCCAGUGAAGUGCUUGCAGAUCGUAAACGUGAUGGAAAUCCACUUGACCGGAGAAUUAGUAUAGGGUAG